Molecule: messenger RNA, 2472 nt
Organism: Lecanosticta acicola
Lineage: Eukaryota; Fungi; Ascomycota; Dothideomycetes; Mycosphaerellales; Mycosphaerellaceae
Source: the annotation of a GenBank genome assembly
AUGCCCAGCUCUACCAUCUCCGAUAUUGCAGACGCAAAGCUGCGCCGCCAACAGGAGCGCAUACAGCAAGCUGAAGCUGCUCUUCUUCCUCCUCAGCAACACCAGCGACCUUCUUCUCGCGCCAAAGGCAAGUCGUCUUACAAGCCGCUGGACAUCGAUUGGAAUACCUCGGAAGCUCAGCAUCACCAAGCCCGCGACAGUAUUGCCUCGACUGCUCCCGGCCCUGUGUCCGAAGUUCGCAUCAAUACUUACACCGCGCGACCCAUCAGCUCUCGUGACACCUCCUUGUCUCGCUUCAUGUCCCGUGCUUCCCGGCAGACUGGUGCCGUGGAACUCGACCGCUCAGACUCUCUCGCCACCGAUGAUGGCUUCCAGAUCUAUAGACGCGGUCGUCAGAACAAGAAUGUCGAGCAGCUGAAACCCUUUGAAGACAACAAGCUCGAGCAGAAGCAGAAGACCGUCGAGGCCGACUUCGACAAGCGCCAGAUCUACGAGGUCUUCGCCAAGGAGUUACCCGGUCUUGACUUCAUUGACAGCAACCUGGGCCGGCACGACGGUCAAGUGCAGUUCAUACAGCAUCCGAACGGCGAUGUCUCAGCUCACAUCUGGUCGGAUCAGCGCACUUUGUGGGAGAACCUUGGCAACUUCUCCAACAUUCGUAAGAGAAUCGAGGGCCAACUUGCCGCUGAUCGCCUGAAGGGAGAGACGGCCUGGCAGACUUUGCAGAAGCACACUCUCGCCUAUUUCCGCGCCGUCGCGAAGCAGCGCGAGUGGGAUGCAAUGGGCGUACCCUUUGGGCAGGCUGAUCUUCAGCAGAUACUGCCUCAGCCAAAAGAAGCCGCUGCUGGCAAUAGCAAAGAAUCUGCUGCGUUACCAGGUCUUGGCUUCACAACCACCAAUGUCGCGGGCGAUUCAGCCUCCCAGCAGCAUCGUCAAGAGGCUCCUAUCGUGCAGCCCACGCCUCGCGUACAGGGCAUCGAGCGCUUUGGUUUCAUGCAGCAGCAGAAGGUCAAUGACAAAGACGGAGACCCCUUCACCGCUGCUGGUCCAUACGCCAAUCUGGCAACUGCGCCUCUGCUUCCCACAGCGUCUCAGACGACGUCAACGCUACCAAAGAACGUCACGUCACAGGGCCACAACGUUGAACAGGACCGCCUCUACUCCAGCCAAAUGCCAUCAACGUCAGAAACCCCGACAUUUUCUCUGUUCAAGCCGGGCUUCCAGAUGUUCAACGCUGGCCAACUUGUUCCGCCGUUCAAUCCGCAUCCAUCUGCUACACUUCCGAGCAUGUUUCCCUUUCUCAAUCCGAGUAUUGGCAACAGUUUCGCCCAUGACACUGCCAGCCGUCGCCAAACUUCCUUCGAUCACUCGGGCUCUCCAUCUCGUUCCAAGCCCGUGACGCCUCUUCAGACCCGUGAGGCGAUGCGAGACCAGCUCUGGAAGCUUGGCGAGACGGCUAGUGCUAGAUCGCGCAACCCCAGUCAGAACAAUAUUCCUGUUCGUACUGUGCUGCGUGACCCGUAUCAGAGAUCGAGCGGUGAGAACGAAGCGUCCAGCAACUCCUCCGCCCGUGCUCCCCGCGACGCUCCCUCGUUUGAAUCCAAAACGCAGCAAACGAAUUCAUCUGAAUCAGCCAUGCCAACCGGUUGGAUGGACUCUCAGGCUGCGCUGCCGCAAUCACGCCAGGCCAAUCCCACCACAAGCAGCCAUCAAGCAUCUUUUGACGACUGUCUUGCCGACAGCGUUCCUGACUGUACCGCCUCACCCACCGUUGCUAGCAGCAACGGCGUCUCUACGAUUGUACCUGGCACAGAGAUGGCACUCGUGCCUACUUCCGCUGCCGAUUUCGAUCUUGAUGCUCCGCCGAAUUCCAUGUUCGAGACCCGUGACGAAGCGCUGCAGCGUUGGUGGACAUCUGGAACCAAAUUCCAGCGCCAUGAGGAGCUCUUCCAGAGUAUCAAAAUGCAAGCGCUACUUGAGGGAAGCACUGCCACUACCCCGGCUCGCACGAAUCCUCGUUCCAUCGGUGCUCCACCUGGUCGAACUGUGGCGAAUCCAUCUGCCGGUGCUUACCAAGCCACGCCGCAGAAGGCCGAUCUCGCCAACCAGCCUGCUCCUUUCAACGAGACCGUCACUCGCGCUUUCCUGCUCAUUCAUGAGAAUUUGUCGAGCUACGUUCAGGGACCGACGGAUGCUCGUCAGGAUUACUGGGCUCCUUGGGUCAAGGCACCGGAGUGGGCUAUCGAUCGCAGCGCGGGUGGGAAUGAUUCGUUCUUCGACGGUGGCUGGGGCAAGCCGCCUGCCCGUGUUGGUCGGGAUCCGAGAUUUCGUGCUCUACCGGGGGAGUUGCGUUUUGGAGGGUUCUUGCCAGGUGCAGCUGGUAUCGGCAGUCCGCCGGGAUUGUUGGGUGUGAGCGGUGGUGUGCCCGGUAUGGCGAGGUACGGCUAUGGCAGUCCUGCUGGCAAGUACUGA